GCCUACCUACAGGCAAAGUAGGUCUCCUUCCAAGCAAAGGAGGCAGAAUGAGAGAAGAGGAUGCAAGACCUCGAGACCAAGUAUGCACGGCAGGCUCCAACUGCAGUAGUGGAUUGGACAGAGGUCCAAGGGUUUGAGAUCAGGGAGCGGCCUGCAGAAGAGGCCUUCAAAUGCCAGAAGGAAGAAGAGAAGGCGGACCAACAGGAGGGCGAGGAGAUUCCCCUGAUAGACAAAGAGAUGUUGGCGCCGCUAGGGGCACUUGCUGAGAAGGACUCGGAGGUCGGAGGGUUUGAGUGGAGGAUGUUGGUUGGCCUGACACUUGGACAGGAGUCAGUGAUGCCACAAGCGAGGCCACCAGCUGAGGCCAUAGGAGUUGAAGUGGUUCCGCCUACAGCUCAGGGAGAGACCAUGGGACAGCCAAAGGGUCAGGAGAGCGUGGGUCAGACCAUGGUUGAGGCUGAGUCAAGGAAGGAUUUGAAGGGAUGUCAGGAAUCGGCUAUACCUCAGGAUAUGCCUCUGGUUGCCAGUCUGCAGGACGCAUUGGGAUCUUGGGCCACUGGUUCGGGGCUAGGGGUACGUGGCGACGAGCAGGUGAUGCGAGCAGAUGACAGAGCGACCUGCCCCACUUCCCCAGAGGUUCCGCAGCAGAAGGUCACGAGUAAGGCCACUGAAGCCCCGUCAUCAGCACCCUCGCAGGAAGGAGACAAGAUGUCCCAGAAUAAGAUUGGCAAAUGCUUCUACUGCAAGAAGGGCAAGCAUCGAUCUGACGACUGCCCUAAGAGCCUCAAGGACGAGGCAAAUGGUUUGGCCAUCAGAGAGUCAUCUAGAGUGUGGACAGAUAAAAAUGGAUUUCUGGUGCCCAAAACUCGUGAUGGGGUGAGGGCGCAGUUGUAUAGGCAACUGCAGGAGAGCAUGAGUGAUCAGGAGUAAGAUUCUUUUAAUAAGGACCGAAAAAGGUUUAAGUCUAUGCAAAACAUCCCUGACUCUCUGACUGAUGGUCACGUGCAUAUAGAGGGAUACAUGGAGGAUUGGAUCAGACCCAUGUACAUCAGCGAGCUGAGCCAGUAGUGGGAUGUCUACUUUCGCAUAAUAGACCUAUGGAUUUUUUUGUACAUGAGAUAACACUGUGCAUGAUUCUGACUAUUUUUCUCUCUUUCACUAGUGUGGUGCGGAGUGUUCUUAUAAUACCCUUGUGUAAAGUUAUGGUUCCCUCAUCAGCUAGAGUAGAGUAACGCUCAUGAGUAUGGAGUGGCUGACGAUUUCUGAUACCUUGACAUUUGGAUACCUUAAUUCUUUGUUGGAUACUGUGAUUUCUUGUUGGAUACUUGAACUCUUUGUACGAUAUUUGAUUUCUUUUGAUAAGGACGGAGUCCUUGCUCAUUGCAGGACCCCGUAUUCUGUAUGCAUAUGUGAGUCUCAAACCUUGUCUUUUUCGUGUGUAUGGUGUGUCACACUCACUCUCAGUUUGUGGACUUGCCCAUAUGGAUGAUGGUGUGGUGAAAUGAAUGUUAUGAAGUGAA
Molecule: messenger RNA, 1520 nt
Organism: Chara braunii
Lineage: Eukaryota; Viridiplantae; Streptophyta; Charophyceae; Charales; Characeae
Source: the annotation of a GenBank genome assembly